Molecule: messenger RNA, 2499 nt
Organism: Zingiber officinale
Lineage: Eukaryota; Viridiplantae; Streptophyta; Magnoliopsida; Zingiberales; Zingiberaceae
Exons: 6
Coding region: 1-2499 (832 amino acids)
Source: RefSeq, a predicted model, not a curated record
AUGGACUGCCCCUGUUCAGGAAUUGCAAAGAGGGAAACACCAAUCUGCAAGCUUUAUGUAACUGGACAGUUUUGUUCCAUGGCAGGGCAAACUCACCGUGUCUUCCUCUUUGAGGUUUCUUGGCCACGGGAAGAAGAGACAACUGCCGAGUUUGAGGUCGCCGUCUCUAACAGAUCCGAUCCUUCAGCCCCAUCAGCUCAAUCGUCAACCAGGAAGCAAUAUGAAAACUGCGUAAGUUGCCCUAGAUGUGGUUUGUCACGGUGGAAGCUAAACAAAAACAAGGUUGAGAAGAAAGGUGUUCUUGCUAAGGUGGUUUGGUAUUUCCCUCCCAUUCCAAGAUUUAAGAGCAUGUUUAAAUCUUUAGAGACCUCGAGAAAUUUAACAUGGCAUGCAGAUUCUACAAGAGUUGUUGGUCAGUUACGCCAUCCAGUUGAUUCACCAUCAUGGAAGUUAGUGGAUCAUAUGUGGCCUGACUUUGAAAGUGAGCCAAGAAAUCUUCGCCUAGCACUUGCAGCUGAUGGCAUUAAUCCUCAUAGCAACCUUAGCAGUCGGUACAGCUGUUGGCCAAUCAUGUUGGUCAACUAUAAUUUACCUCCAAAUAUGUGUAUGAAGAGGAAAUACAUCAUGCUAACUAUGCUCAUUUCAGGGCCUAAGCAGUCUAGAAAUGAUAUUGAUGUCUAUCUGGAGGUGUUAGUUGAAGAUUUGCAACGAUUGUGGGAAGGAGUUGAUGGAGUCUAUGAUGCUUAUCGCAGACAGUUCUUCAUUCUUAAAGCAGUCUUAUUAUGGACCAUCAAUGACUUUCCUGCAUAUGGUAACCUUAGUGGAUGUACUACACAUGGUUAUUAUGCGUGUCUAGUAUGCGGAGAAGAUACUUAUGCAAGACACUUGGAAAAUGGGAAGAAAAUGUCAUUUGCUGGCCAUAGAAGAUUCCUAUCACGAUUUCAUCCAUAUCGUAGGCAAAUGAAGGAGUUUAAUGGCAUGGAGGAACUUGGAGAAGCAGCUAGACCAUUAUCUGGGAUUAAGUUGUUUGACAAACUUUCUGACAUAAGGCAUUGUCUUGAUGUUAUGCACAUCGAGAAAAAUGUCUUUGAAUCCCUCAUUAAUACUUUGAUGAAUGUUAAAGGGAAAACCAAGGAUAAUGUGGCAGCUAGGUUGGACAUAGUUGAGAUGGGAAUUAGGCCUGAAUUAACACCUAUAGUUGGGGAGAAAAGAACAUAUCUUCCUCUUGCUACGUGCUCAUUCACAAAAAAAGAAAAGUUGCAAGUGUGCAAGUCAUUAAAGGAUAUAAAAGUUCCAGAAGGUUUCUCUUCCAACAUGAAUAAUAUUGUGUGCAUGGAUCAGUUGAAGUUGACUUGCUUGAAAUCCCAUGAUUGUCAUGUUUUAAUGCAGCAUUUCUUACCAAUAGUCAUACGUGAUGCACUGCCAAAACAUGUUAGAUAUGCCAUCAUAAGAUUAUGCUUCUUCUUCAAAGAUAUUUGUUGCAAGGUUAUAGAUGUAGCCAAGUUAGAUAAGCUGCAAUCUGACUUGGUUGUUACACUCUGCUUAUUGGAGCAAUAUUUUCCCCCAUCUUUCUUGGAUAUCAUGCUUCACUUAACUGCCCAUCUUGUUCGAGAAGUCCGAUUAUGUGGACCAGUUUACUUCAGAUGGAUGUAUCCAUUUGAAAGAUGCAUGAAGGUUCUUAAGAGUUAUGUGGGCAGUCGAAAACAUCCUGAAGGUUGCAUUGUUCAGAGAUAUUUAGCAGAAGAAGCAAUUGAGUUUUGUUCAGAAUACCUUAAUGGCGUUGAUCCUAUUGGAGCCCCUCAAUCAAUUCGAGACUCAAAAGCAAAUUUUUUUGACUUGCAAGCAUGCAACACAUCAAUUAUAGUGCAACAAGUUGAUCUGCAACAAGCACAUUUGACUGUGCUAGAAAAUAUGGAAGAAAAAGAUGAAAGGUGGAUACAAGAUGCUCACAACAAGAGGUUUAUUGAUUGGUUUCGCGCAAAGGUGGCUGCUGAAAUUGACAGUUGCAAUGGUGGAACAACAUCGACAUUAACAUGGUUGGCCCAUGGACCGCGUGUGCAAAUCCUUAAGUAUAAUAGUUAUGUGAUAAAUGGUAAUUUAUACCAAACAAAGGCGCGGGAUGAUGAUAGAGUUUGCCAAAACAGUGGGGUUUCUUUAGUUGCCAACACCAUGCUUGUAUGUAGUGCUAAAGAUAAGAAUCCCUUGUUAGCUGAUGUGUCUUUCUAUGGAGUGAUUGAAGAAAUAUGGGAAUUAGACUAUCAUCAAUUUCAUAUUCCUCUUUUCAAGUGUGCGUGGGUUGCAAAUGACAAAGGAAUAAUCAACAACGAUGAAUGUGGCUUCACCUUAGUCAAUUUAAACAAACGAGGACACAAGAAUGACGAAUUUGUGCUUGCAAGUCAAGUCAACCAAGUCUUUUAUAUUGAUGACCCAUUAAAAAAGGGGUGGUCAAUUGUGCUUCCAGUUCCAAAUAGAUGUUAUGAGGAAGAUGAUGAUGAUUAG